Molecule: messenger RNA, 798 nt
Organism: Lindgomyces ingoldianus
Lineage: Eukaryota; Fungi; Ascomycota; Dothideomycetes; Pleosporales; Lindgomycetaceae
Exons: 4
Coding region: 1-798 (265 amino acids)
Source: RefSeq, a predicted model, not a curated record
AUGCUCAUGGAGAGGCCAAAGAGGGCGCGUAUACCCUCUGUAACUGCAGCAGAGGCAGCGGCCGCUGCUGCAGCUACUGCAGCUAUUGCAGCACAGCGCGACUUUGUACUGUCGUCGCCGCUACCAACGCUCAAGACGCAGCCUGAGGCUGUAACUAUCGAUCUAUCCGCCAAGUCAAAUUCGCCGACAGCAGGCUGUGUUACGCCUAUGGCAGCCGCCCCUAUUUGCUCCGCCAACUUAUCAUUGCUGUUAAACGCACUAGAGUACAAUCUUAAGGUUAAAUAUAAGCUAAUUGUUAACAGAAGGAGCGCUGUUUACCGCGCACCAGAGCAGCACAAUCGCUUUAUAUGGUGGCUAGAGGACGCAGAGAAUGUUGUAAAUGAGCUGCUAGCCAUGCCAGAGGCUCAACUUAAAGGCUGCGUACUCAGCAGCUGCUUAACAAGGCGAGAGCGGUACAGCAAUUGCAGGAUAUGGCCACGCAGGAGGACUGGGAGAAGAGACUCCACCGCCACUGGCGUUGUAGUAACACGCACUUUAAAGAAGCGCAAGCGUCAGCAGGCUAGGCAGAAGGCAGAGGACGAUGCCCGGUGGCGAGAGGAGCAGCGCGAGAUGGUUCAACUCCAGCGCGAAAAUAUGAGGUUACAGCCAAACUUUCCCGGAUUUGGCCAGCCUAGCCUGCCAAUAGGCUAUCCAUACGGCCCUGCUGCUGCUGCUAGUUACCCUCAGCCUGCUUAUCCUCUCCAUCUGCAGCAGCUUUACUCGCCUUUACCGCCGUCACUACCGCCACCAAUUGCUUAG